This is a messenger RNA of Aedes aegypti (yellow fever mosquito), 2166 nucleotides long. Its product is annotated as pollen-specific leucine-rich repeat extensin-like protein 3. The record is from RefSeq and is a predicted model, not a curated record. Lineage: Eukaryota; Metazoa; Arthropoda; Insecta; Diptera; Culicidae. The transcript is spliced from 7 exons. Bases 144 to 1088 code for a protein of 314 amino acids.
CGAGAUGCCCCGUCAGAUGGGGUUAUACAAUUUUUCGGCAGCCCCCGGUAUGUUUCGUAUGUCCGUGGUAUAAAAUCCGUUGACAGCCUGGGACCGACUAUCAGUGUGACUAGAUUCGUGAGACGCGCAGCACACACGUGGCAAUGAAGGUUUUUGUAGUACUUUUCGCCCUCGUGGCAUGCUCCUCGGCGACGUUUGAUUCACUCUUCGGCGGAAAGGGCGGAAAGGAAGGCGGCGGCCUGGGUGGACUGUUUGAUCUGGAAGGACUCCUCGGAGGGUUACUUGGCGAAGGAGGUGGCGGCAAGGGCGUACGAUCCUCGUAUGGUCCUCCGCCAAGACCCGUGUACGGACCACCUCCGCCACGUCCUGUCUACGGACCUCCACCACCACGACCAGUCUAUGGACCUCCGCCACCACGUCCAGUCUACGGACCGCCCCCUGUAGCCCCGCCCCGUCCAGUUUACGGACCGCCAGCCCCGGCUCCAGUUCCAGCAUUUAAAGUUCCUCCAUCCGAUCGUUUUCCAGUGUUACCCCCGCGACCGGUUAACCGACCACGAUCGCCACCUCGACCAGUGUAUGGACCUCCUCCAGUACACCAUGCUCCUGCUCCGGUUCCAGCUCCAGUGUAUGGUCCACCUGCUCACCAUCCACCAGCUCCUUCUCACGCCUAUGGACCUCCUAACUACUCUCCACCAGCUCCUGUGUUCCAUCCUGCCCCGGCCCCAGCUCCCGCUCCAGUCUUCCACCAGCCAGCUCCAGUCUACGGACCACCGCAACAUGCUCCAGCUCCCGUAUACUCACCACCACAGCCAGUCUUCCACCAGCCGCCUCCAGUCUACGCCCCACCUCAACCUGCACCUUCUCCAACUUACGGAGUCCCGUCAGCUCCCGCUGCUCCCCAGGUGAUCACCAUUGUUCAACCCCCCCGGACUGAAUACCUGCCCCCAGAGCAGAUCCAGCAGCUUCCGCUCCAGGACACGAACAUCAACUUCAGCGGCGUGAGCUCCAGUGCGGUUGCGUCCGGAAGUAUCACGGCCAGCGGUGAUUCCGGCUACCACUACGGCAUUGGACACGGAUCUGGUCAUUGAUCCUAGAUCUAAGUCCAGCGGAGCAAAAGACAAACCCGAGAGCUAUCUCGCUCUCUCUCAUUUUAGCGGAGAGAGCGAGAGCGGAUUACAGUGGCGCACAUACACACACAAGAAAUUAAGACACACUUAGCUAGGAUUGUGCAAUACCAAAAAAGGUUAAUUUCAACAUAUUUUACGUUAAGAAGCCGAGUACCUUUCUCCGUUAACACCCGGCAUUCAAUUAACUUGACCGGAGCCCAGCGAACUAAUAAUGAUUUCUGUCGGACUUUUCGAUAAACCAUCGAAAAGUCUCCUCCCUAGUCACUUAUUCCGGCCCAUAACCUCAGCGUUUUUCGCUGAUUUUCAUUUUAGAGUGUAGAGUACACACAAAAUCACAAACACCCGACGCCAGCAAUUAGUGACUAUACUCAGAAAGGUAACUUUAGUUCAAAACAAAUUCGAUUAGCUUUAAACAAAAGAAGAAAAAACUCGUAAACUGAAACGCCGAAAAUGAAUCAAACCUUCGGAGGAGCAUCCACCGCGAGAUAGGAAAUGUACUACAAAAAAAAAAAGAAUCUCGUAUAAACCUACGAAACACCCGAUUUGCUCAAUUUGCGUGCGCAUCAGAAACCGUUCCUCUUCCUCGUGGUUGAGAAAUGGUUUUGGCCCGUAAUUAAUGAUAAAUAGCUCACGAGUAUCACACCGACAAGCGGAGCAAAAACACAUACCCACUAAAACUGCUAUAAAUUAAUUUAUGUAAUUGUAAAUUAAUCUUAGGACGCGCGUCGUAAAUUGUCGAUCAGAAAAGUUUUAAGUUUUUGUAUCACCUUGUUUAGCGUAAGCAGUGGCGUUGCCGCCAUCAGAAUACAAGAAAUCAUAUGCAACAGAACGCGAAGAGAAAGACAGAGAGAGAAAAAUGAAGGUUCUCUUCCGUUUUUGGGAGAAAACAUUGACCCAAUGCCAUAUUUAAGAUUGAAAGAACAAGAAAAAAAAAUGGGACGACAAAAAGAACAGUAAAAAGUGAGGGCACGAAACACGUGCAAUGUACAGAAGAACAAAAUUGAUUAAAUGAGAAAUUUUUAAUAAAAUAUACGAAAAA